Molecule: messenger RNA, 3046 nt
Organism: Acaulospora colombiana
Lineage: Eukaryota; Fungi; Glomeromycota; Glomeromycetes; Diversisporales; Acaulosporaceae
Source: the annotation of a GenBank genome assembly
AUGGGAGGAGGCGACGUUGUUGUGGGUGGAAAUUGGUUGGUCGAAGAAAAAAUCGGAGAGGGAUCCUUCGGUGAGGUCUUUCGAGCUGUGCAUAUAACUACAAAAGAGCGUUAUGCGAUAAAGCGGGAAUUAAUCAAAAUAGACCAUCCUCAGCUACCACAUGAGGUUGAAGUUCUCAAAAUGCUUGAAGGAGCAUGUUUCAUACCGAAAGUACACUGGUUUGGAGAAGAAGGUAUCUACAAUGCCAUGGUCAUUGAUUUACUUGGGCCUAAUCUGAGAUUGCUUCGACAAGCCUACGGGGCGCUUCCCAUAGCUUUCGUGAGUGACAUAGCUCAGCAAAUGGUCACAAUCUUGGAGUAUGUGCACAAACGUGGUAUCGUCUAUCGAGACAUGAAACCUGACAAUUUUCUUCUGGAGAGAGACUUUCCACUACCGAUAAGUCGACUUUCCAUUUACGAUUCUGAUGAUGAUAUUCCUGAAUCAAAGCUCCGUGACCACAAGUUGCUUGUAGGAAGAAAACAUCGCAUGAACAUCGUGGAUUUUGGGCUUUCAACAUACUACAUCAAUCCGGAAACGGGAAAGCACAUCUGUAAGAGUCAAUCUCCGAUAAAAAACAAGACCGGUACGGCUCGAUAUGCAGCGCUUGGCGUUCAUCGUGGAUUACCACACACUCGUCGUGACGACUUGGAAUCACUCGGAUACGUCUUGCUUGAGAUGUUACGCGGUGAUCUUCCUUGGGCGGGAGUCACUGCACGCAACUCGCGACAAGGAUGGGCUAAGAUGCAAAAGAUAAAAGAGGAAACUCCCCUUGAUGAGUUAUACGAAGGGUUCCCUCGGGGUUUCAUGAUUUACACUCAGUACACCAGAAGUUUGGGAUUCGAUCAAGAGCCUGAUUAUAAUCAUCUACGGGAAUUUGCUACGGUGGGAAAAGGAUCAGAAGCCGAGCUGGUUGUUCAAGAAUCUCAAUGGUUCUUUGACGACGAUCGUCCAAUGUCUCCACGAAAUCGUAACCACAGAUCCCAAUCUCCGCUGACGAUAAAGCCUCCACGUUGCAUUUUGGAUUAUGACGAAGAUCUGACUCUCGGAUCUCCACCUCCUUCGCCGUUCUACAAACGAAGCAAGAAUUCUUCGUGCAAGACUAAAAAUAAAGAUGACAUAUCCGGCCUUGGUUCCAGCGAGCGUUCGAACUCUUUGACUUCCUCGAUGUCGUUUCAGAAAUCUCCGUCACGUACAUACUCAUUACCUCAUCGCGAUCCUGGUCAAGUAGACAAUCUUAGUCAUCCCAACGGUCGUGAUUAUGAAAAACGUGGCAAGCGCCCGGAAAAUGUCCGAAGGUCGUCAUACGUCAAACGUCCUAUUGUAAAAAGCUCAUGGAAUACCGUUCAAGAUCCUGCUGCAUUAUGGGACCAUGAAGUUCGUCAAUUUGAGAAUGCCUGGAAAAAUGGACGCUCGUGGAAUGAAGAUAAUGUUGAUAGCCAAGAAGUUAAUUCUGUGCCAUCGACUCCGGUCAACGAGUCGGCCUUUUGGAUGGAUAAUGCUGAUGAUGAAUUUAAGGGUUUCGAUGGUGGCCUCGGAGGUGAAACCGAUGGAUGGAUAAACCACGAUGAAAAUGUGUUGAUAUCAACUGAUGGAAAUGGAAAAUCGAAGGUACCAUGGUUUGACAAAACCAGGUCGCCUGCUUUUCGCAAUGGGGUUGAUGGUAAUCAUGAAUAUUCUGGAGAAAGAUCUCGUUCUUUGACUGCAAAAGCGAGCCGCGAAUGGAGAGACUUGCAAACCAGGAGGCCUUCUAUUCCAUCUCCUUUAUCAUCCACCAUUCCAUCAGGAUCUACGGAUCAUGACAAAGGUGGUAUUCCCGCCCGUGUAUCAUCGCCGAAUAAUAAAUUUGAUCAAUAUUACAUUGGAAUCAACGAAAAUAUUCCACUGGGUCCGAGGAGGAGCAUUCCAAACAUACGUACAAACGGUUUGGCAUCGAAAUUUAUUAAACGAAGCACACCCAAUCUUCGUGAUUCAGCUCUCAACAGUUCGGUUCCAUCAUCUACCAUAAAAAGAGCAAUGGCUCAUAUGCAAGAUGCUCAGCCUACGGCAGCUCAAGGAGGUAGAAAAACUCUUUCGAAUAAUGCACGUUGUGCGACUUCGCCCAUACCUAUUAGCAAUUCUAAUCUGAAUCAACGAGAUGACAAGGACGUCAAUAGAAUAUACACCACUACAACAAAUCUUUCCUCCCCCAAGGAUGUCAGGUAUUCGCCACAAGAUGCGAGAUAUUCGAUUCAGGACGCUAGGUCCUGUUCAAAUCGCGAGGGUAGUAAGAGUCGCGAACGUAACAAGGCGCACAACAGAGAGCGAUCGUAUACAUUCUCCAGUGGACCUGUUAGCCCUCCUAACAAUGUAUCUCAUUCAAAAUCGACCGCCAAUUCCCCACCGAAGCCAUGGCCUAAUAUCAGACGAGAGAGAUCAUAUACGUACAGUAGUGGUGGAAAAUUAAAUGGCAAUGCCCCUGGAGGAAAAGCUGGACACGAUCGUCAUCGGCCUCCUCCUCUCGCUCAACUACCGCCUCGAAACUUUGUCAAUAAAGGUGACAUCCCGAAAACACCGCAAAAACUCAAAAAUGAUCUAAAGGGAGAUUUGAAUUCUAACCAGAAUAAUCUGCAAGCUGUUGAGAAUUUCCCUCCGCGUGCAAAAUCUGUCUCUCCUUUGUACGACGCUCGACCAAGGGAUUUAACUUCCGGGUCAAAAAAGUCUGAAGGUUCUCUGAACAUCGUGACCACUUCAUCUUCAACAGAAGGUUCCACCACCCCUUCUCCGAUAUCACCAAAUUCAAGUGAAACGAAUAUUAGAGUUUCCUCACCUACGUCAGUUCAUCAUGUGAAAUUCGCAGAUGAUCUUGAAGUUUCAACUCCUUCAAAUAGACACGUAAACUUUUCUCAUCGCAGGCAAAGCCUUUCGUCGAUUGCUAGCGGCGAGAUCUCGUCUAGAACUCGAAACCUUGCAUCAAAAGAGGUCAGGCCGUUCCAGGAUUCCUACUUUUCAAAGUAUUCGAACUUGGACG